Molecule: messenger RNA, 2886 nt
Organism: Micropterus salmoides (largemouth bass)
Lineage: Eukaryota; Metazoa; Chordata; Actinopteri; Centrarchiformes; Centrarchidae
Product: probable ubiquitin-conjugating enzyme E2 W-B
Exons: 6
Coding region: 94-549 (151 amino acids)
Source: RefSeq, a predicted model, not a curated record
GCGGAUUGUUUUCCUCUGUCAAAACAACUUGUCUCACGUGACUCCCUGACGUACUGUCCUCCACUCUGCGCUGAUGCAGGGGGGGUUUCCAUCAUGGCGUCGAUGCAGAAAAGGCUACAAAAGGAAUUAUUAGCCCUGCAAAAUGAUCCACCCCCUGGAAUGACUCUUAACGAGAAAAGUGUACAGAACACCAUUACACAGUGGAUUGUAGACAUGGAGGGAGCACCUGGCACACUGUAUGAAGGAGAGAAAUUUCAGCUGCUUUUCAAAUUUAGUAGUCGGUAUCCUUUUGAUUCACCUCAGGUAAUGUUCACAGGAGAGAAUAUACCUGUCCACCCUCAUGUGUAUAGUAAUGGUCACAUCUGUCUAUCUAUACUGACGGAAGAUUGGUCGCCCGCCCUCUCAGUGCAAUCAGUUUGUCUUAGCAUUAUCAGCAUGUUGUCCAGCUGCAAAGAAAAGAGACGACCGCCUGAUAACUCCUUUUAUGUAAGAACGUGUAACAAAAAUCCAAAGAAGACAAAGUGGUGGUAUCAUGAUGAUACAUGCUAAUGUACAAACUUUGUAAUAAUCGUAGAAGAAAGAAGUCCUACUGACCUACGUAAAGCACUUUUUAAUCAUUCAGUCUUUGAACUCUGACCUUUGACUGGAACAAUGGACACCAUGCGCUGGAGGCUCUUGACUGCAUUUCCCCCGUGGACAGUUGGAUGCAUGUUUUUUAGGCGGUUGUAAUAUAGAGAACGAAAAUAACGGAGCGUUUAGAUGCACCCAAGAUGGAUCGUUUUUGGCGUAAAACUAGUAAUGCAGCAAGCGAGCAAGGUGGAUUUGUAGUGAGAUAAUUAUAAUUCCUGUUUUAAGAUUAUUAUUGUUACUUUUUUGUUUGUGUGUGUGUGUGAGAGAGAGUGCAUUUUAAGGUCCUAGUUGUGCAAUAAUAACUGAUGGAUGCAUGCUUGGGCCUACAAAGAGAAAAUCCAAAUUUAAUCGUUUUCUGGAAGGGAUCUGACCAUCAAAACCCCAAGAAAAUGCUUCAUCUGAUUUUUUUUGUUUGUUUGUUUUGUUUUAUAAAUUAUAUGCACUGUGAAAGGUAUCUAGUUUAAAAAAGGCACUAUUGGUAUGUUAUUCCCAGCUUGCAGUAGUGCUGUAAUCAGUCCUCCAUUUAUUUAUCAGGUUAAAGGCUUAUAGUUUGCAACACUGUACCAAGAGUAAAAACAGUUUUCUUCUUCAUCUUCCAACUUGAGACCUGGCUGCAGUUCUUCCUGCCGUCGGACAGGAUGGGUAUAAUACAGACGCGACGAUAGAUGUCUUAGUCAGCAGAUGACCUCAGUGUGCAUCUAUUUCCUCGUAAAGUUGGGCUGAACUCAUGUAGUGUUCGCUAGUCCAGCCUUGAAGAUGUGCAGUGACCACUCUCUUUCAUUUAAAGAAUGUCCGUAAGAGAACAUUGUUGCAUGAUCCAUUUUUAUUUGUAUGAUACUUAUUUUUAUUUUUAUUUAAUGCUUUUACUCUUCUAAAAUGUUUUGAUUUUUAAAUAUCUUGAGUUCCUUUUUUUUGUACUGUUUUCAACUAGCUCAUACUUUGAGUGGGGGUGUUUGUUUGAUGGGUCAGUAUGUUUAGGGUUAUUAUUUUCCUGUAUUAUUUAAUUUAAAUCUUUGUUCUCCAGAACGGUAAUGAAUGACGAAAAGGAGUCUUUAUAGAAAUCUUAAAGACGAGGCUUUUGUGACCCCCCCCCCCCCCCCCCCCCGUCAGAGUUUUGGCUCAGGUACUUUUUUCAAUAAAGAGAUCACCUCUAAAAAUAUACCUAUCAGAUAUUUUGAAUUUAACUAUAUUUUCACCAAAAGAGACUGUUAUGUUGUAAACUUAUAACAUGUCUGAAACUGAUGUAUAUAAGUCUUUGCAUUGUUGGAUGAUGUGAAAGAAAUUAGCAGAGGAUGCAUUUACUUUAUAGUAGAAUGAUAAUAGGAGUGCUUUAUUUCAUUAGAAGUUCGCCUGCAUCUUUUGCUAAUAAGGAUAUGUACAGUUGGCAACUACUGUUGGUUUAAAAAUAAUAAAAAGGUUUCGUAGUUUUACAGUGGGGGUGCAUGCAAUUUUAAACCCCGCUUUUUUCUUAUUGGCAUCAGACAUUGUGGCAACUUUGAAGUCUGCCUAUGACUUAGAGAAUGGUUUAUAGGAUGGAUAUUACAAACCUCACCUCCGGAGGCUGCGUGGCUCUUUGUCAUUUCAGACUGUAAUCGCUCCAUUCCACUAGAAAUGUUUUAUCGCCAUCCAGUCAGAGAUACUUGAAUUUUCCAUCUUGGGUUUGUUUGUAUUGCAUUUGCUUUUUUCCAGGGUCUAGCUGAGUUAUUUGAAUGAACCUGAGUGAAUGUGAUGAUACUCUAUACUGUAGAGAAGAUUACCAGAGCACACCGCUAUCUCAAAAACUAUAUUGAUAACUUAAAGACAUCUAUUUAACCAAUGAUUUUUUUUUUUAACUUUUUUUUUUUUAUUAUUAGCUUCAUUGUAAUGGUCUGCUGUCACCAUGCUGUGAGGAAAAAACACAAUAGGACUGAAAUGAUUGUGGAAAUGCAGUCACAACAGCAUUUGUGAGGGAUCAAGAAGCCUUCUCCCAGUGGCCAGUGGAUCAGUAGAGGUUUGAAGAACUUGCGAGUGAAUAUGUUACAUGGGUUUGGAUGCGACAUGGUUUUUUUUUUUUUUUUCUUUUUUUUUUUCUUCCUUGGUUUUUCCCAUUUCAAUGUGGUUUGAACUCUUAGCUUGCAGGUUGUUGUGAGUGAUCAACACUAAUGAGGGUGUGUUAUUUAUAUUUGAAAUUUUGUUCUGGGAUGUGCAAGCUCCAUGUAAUAGGUGCCUGUUCAUUUUCAUAAUCAAUAAUAAAAGCAAAGAUUCACUUUUAUUCAA